AUGACUAUACCCCGCCGUUCUUUACUUUCCACGCUCCUUUUCUUCGCGUUGGGCGUCGCCGCCAACCCCGCCGUCAUCAAUCAAUCGCCAAUAAAGCUUGCGCUAUUCAGACAGCAUAACUUCACCAGCGCCCACAACCUCGUCACUCAUGAUCAAGCUCGCGCGCAGCAGUUGAAAAAUCGCGCAUCCAAGGGGAAUGCUGGUGUUCUUGUCAACACGCCGAUCACGAAUCAAGCUGUCACUUACACCGCGUCGGUUGGCGUCGGCAACCCGCCUACAACUUAUUCGCUUCUCAUCGACACAGGAAGUUCCAAUACCUGGGUCGGCGCCGACAAACGAUACCAGAUCAGCACAACCACCCGACCUACCUUAAAUUUAGUUACGGUUACCUAUGGAUCAGGAUCUUUCAAAGGGCUUGAGGUGACCGACUCCCUCACAAUUUCUCCAAACGCAGUUAUCAAGUCUCAAUCGAUCGGUGCUGCAUUCACGUCUCAAGGGUUCAACGGUGUAGAUGGCAUUCUCGGCAUCGGCCCAGUCGACCUGACAGAAGACACUUUGUUUCCCGCGACAAGCGCAACAGUCUCGACGGUGACAGACAAUUUAUUCAGCCAAGGCCUCAUCCCUGCCAACCAGGUUGGUAUCUAUUUUGCGCCAACUACUCAACAAUCGGUUCAGAACGGGGAGCUUACCUAUGGUGGAACCGAUAGCACCAAGUACACAGGCACGAUUAGCUACACACCGGUAACGUCGACCUCACCCGCUAGCAAUUACUGGGGAAUCAAUCAGUCUAUUCGUUAUGGAUCUUCGACGAACAUUCUUUCGACAACUGCCGGUAUCGUCGACACCGGAACUACCCUGAUCCUGAUCGCCAGUGACGCUUUCAGCAGAUACAUGUCAGCCACCGGUGCCGUUCCUGACUCGAACACUGGUCUCCUUCGCAUCACCACCGCCCAGUAUGCAAACCUGCAAAGUCUAUAUUUCACCACGGGCGGCGUCACGUAUACCCUCACAGCCAAUGCUCAGCUGUUUCCCCGUUCUCUCAACACGCUUAUUGGCGGCACGGCCGGCAAGAUUUACCUCAUUGUCGCCAAUCUUGGAUCCCCAAGUGGCCAGGGACUCGAUUUCAUCAACGGUUACGCGUUCCUUGAGCGGUUCUACUCUGUCUUUGACACGACCAACAAGCGAGUUGGAUUCGCCACUACUGCUUACACAACGGCGACUACCAAUUAAGCGUACACACCAUGGUCGUUUUUUUUUCUUUUGGGUUCUUGGGACAGGUGGGAUGAUUUUUUUAUUUGGGUAUGAGCUGGAUGAAUUAAUGCGACGGCGGUUUCGGAUACCAUAUACUAUUCUACAUAAUCACUAAUCUGACAUGAAUUCACGCACGAUGGACACCAUUCGCACUGUUGCUUCGCGGAAACAGUUGCUUCGAAUCUUACUUGAUUUCAAGGGUUCGACUAGCUGAGUAUCUGACAGAGCGCGGACUCGUCGAAGAGAUAUCGUAUCAGAAAUCGAUCGGCCAGUGACUCGUACGCGUAAACCGACCAACACGAAGAAUGUCGGAAGUCGUCUUUGCCACAUCCUUUUGUACUUGCCUUUUGAAGCAUGCCAUGUUGUUUUUUGU
Molecule: messenger RNA, 1624 nt
Organism: Laccaria bicolor S238N-H82
Lineage: Eukaryota; Fungi; Basidiomycota; Agaricomycetes; Agaricales; Hydnangiaceae
Product: aspartic peptidase A1
Exons: 10
Coding region: 1-1230 (409 amino acids)
Biological process (GO): proteolysis
Molecular function (GO): aspartic-type endopeptidase activity
Source: RefSeq, a predicted model, not a curated record